Molecule: messenger RNA, 1516 nt
Organism: Populus euphratica (Euphrates poplar)
Lineage: Eukaryota; Viridiplantae; Streptophyta; Magnoliopsida; Malpighiales; Salicaceae
Product: probable pectinesterase 29
Exons: 5
Coding region: 38-1042 (334 amino acids)
Biological process (GO): pectin catabolic process; cell wall modification
Molecular function (GO): pectinesterase activity
Source: RefSeq, a predicted model, not a curated record
CUUAACUCAAGUUUUCUCAUCCCUUUUCUCUAUCAAGAUGUUGCUUCCACGGUGUUCAUGUUUAUAUUUUGCUCUCUGGCUGUGCAGUUUUCAAUUAGGAUUUGCCAAUGAAAACUUCCUAAAAUAUGUUAAGGGGUCUAAUCCUCACAGAAAGACACUGCCUUACAGAACACUCCUUAUUGAUAAGUCAGGCCAUGGGAAUUUUUCUAGUAUACAAUCUGCCAUUGAUUCAAUUCCAUCAGACAAUAAGAACUGGGUUUGUAUCCACGUAAGGGCUGGAACAUAUAGGGAGAAGGUUAAGAUCCCUUACAACAAACCAUAUAUCAUUCUCAGAGGAGAGGGGAAAAGAAGGACAAAGAUUGUUUGGGAUGAUCAUUUUUCAACAGCACAGAGCCCCACUUUUGUUUCUUUAGCAGAUAAUAUUGUAGUCAGAAGCAUUAACUUUGUAAACUCCUAUAAUUUUCUACAUGAUAACAACCCAAGAUUGCCAGCAGUAGCUGCUAUGAUAACCGGGGACAAGACUGCAUUUUACCAAUGUGGGUUUGCAGGGGUGCAAGACACACUGUGGGAUGAGGCAGGCAGGCAUUACUUCAAGCGUUGCACCAUUCAGGGUGCUGUUGAUUUUAUCUUUGGAAGUGGCCAAUCUAUUUAUGAGGGUUGCUCCAUACAAGUACUUGAAGGAGGGUUCAUCACAGCACAAGGAAGAACGAAUCCAAGUGAUGCAAAUGGGUUUGUGUUCAAGGGGUGCAAUGUAUUUGGCAAAUCUUCAGUUUACUUGGGAAGGCCAUGGAGAGGUGAUUCUAGGGUCUUAUUUUACAAGUCAAAUUUUUCAAAUAUUGUAGAUCCCGAAGGAUGGAAUGCUUGGAACUUUGUUGGCCAUGAGAACCAAAUAACAUUUGCUGAGUAUGGCAACUUUGGGCCAGGAGCUGAGAUUUCGAAGAGGGUUAGCUGGGCAAAUAAGCUAAGCCCUCAAUCCUUGGAAGAAUUAACCAGCAUGUCUUUCAUUAAUGCUGAAAACUGGAUCGAAAAACAACCUGUUUAGAUCCAAGCAGAUAUCUUGUGUCAUACAAGUCCCUCGAAGUCGUUUUUAAAGAACUUUUCAGGCAAACUAUAUGCUUAUUUUCCUUUUUCCAUGAAUGAAUGCAAGCUCGUUUUAUCAGAUGUUGAAGCAGUGGAGUGAACAAAGCCAUAAAAACCCUUGGAUCCAUCAUGUACACCAUUUGUGGAAAAGGUCCCGAGAAUGAAGAGUCCUUGAUGUUGUGGAUCCUACUUCCUACGCUGAUAUAGACUAGUACAAAACCUGUGCAGCAGAUGAUGCAUUGGGUUCAAUAGGCCUGCAGAAACAUGCAACCUCGAGUAAAAGUGCACCAGAAGCUUGAAGUUGAAAUGCGAAGAUUUUACUUAUUUCAUUACAAGCAAAUGGAUGGUUAAUCUACAUAUGAGUAGGUCAAUAGUGUUGUAUAUUCUUGCAGGUGCAUUCAGCAUUAUGUAGUCCAGUAUGCCUCUUCGCACAAGU